AUGGCGCAGAAUAACAAUAAUUCCACCGUCCUUCUCGAGAAGAAGCGUAGUCUCUCUCCUGCAUCAAGCGAGGAAGUCCGAGUCGUUGGUAUCGCUGAGUACGAGCAGGCCGCAAAGUCUCUCGCUGAAGCUUUUGCUGUCGAUGAAGUGGCUAGGUACUUCAUUGAUACCCCGGACAUGAAUGCUUACUCAGAAGAGUUCAAGUACAAUUUGCAUUGUGAUAUCUUGCGCUACAUCACUGCAGCUCAUUGCUACAAAGGCAUCGUGACGACCAUUGGGCCAGACUACGACGCUGUUGCGCUCUGGAUGCCGCCAGGAAAUAACAUGGAUGACCUCUGGACCAUCCUCCGAUCCGGCAUGUGGCGCCUCUGGUACAAACUCUCCUCCGAAGGUAAGAAGCGAUUCUACGAUGAGUUCCUCCCGCUGCUCCACGACACCAAGCACGCCGUCAUGGGUGACCGCGACGACGACUCCUACUACCUCGUCUACCUAGGCUCUAAGCCAAGCGCCCGGGGGAAGGGAUACGCGAGGAAGUUGAUCGAGCAUAUGACGGUCAUCGCCGACGGUGAGAACCGCGCCACUUACCUGGAGUCCUCCGCUGCGAGCAACCUGCCUUACUACCGCAGAUACGGGUUCGUGCAUCAUUCGGAUAUCGAGCUCAAGCGUGGCCCUGAGCCUAUCAAGUUGCACAUUAUGGUUCGGGAGCCGAGGGGCAGUAUGGUGGAUGGAAUGAAGGAUUGA
Messenger RNA from Drepanopeziza brunnea f. sp. 'multigermtubi' MB_m1, 741 nucleotides. RefSeq lists its product as uncharacterized. The record is from RefSeq and is a predicted model, not a curated record. Gene Ontology annotation, molecular function: acyltransferase activity, transferring groups other than amino-acyl groups. NCBI's taxonomy places the organism in Eukaryota, Fungi, Ascomycota, Leotiomycetes, Helotiales, Drepanopezizaceae.